Molecule: messenger RNA, 1884 nt
Organism: Mesitornis unicolor (brown roatelo)
Lineage: Eukaryota; Metazoa; Chordata; Aves; Mesitornithiformes; Mesitornithidae
Gene: RMI1
Product: RecQ mediated genome instability 1
Exons: 1
Coding region: 1-1884 (627 amino acids)
Biological process (GO): resolution of meiotic recombination intermediates; double-strand break repair via homologous recombination
Cellular component (GO): nuclear body; RecQ family helicase-topoisomerase III complex
Molecular function (GO): nucleotide binding
Source: RefSeq, a predicted model, not a curated record
AUGUCAACAUCUAACAUUGCAGCAAGAGUUGAAACUUGGCUUUCAUCCACAUGGCAUGUUAAAGUUCCUUUGACAUGGCUGGAAGCAUGUAUUAGUUGGAUCCAGGAAGAAAACGGUAGUAGUACCUUAAGUCAGGCUCAGAUUAACAGACAGGUAUUUGAGCAAUGGCUUCUUACAGAUCUGAGAGAUUUGGAAUAUCCUGUUUUGCCUGAUUGCAUCUUAGAUGCUCCCAAAGGAGAGUUGUCAGGCUUCUACUCCAUCCAGAUUGAUUCACUGGUUGAUGUUAGCCAGCCAGCAUAUUCCCAGUUGCAGAAGCUAAGAGGUAAAAAUACUGUAAAUGAAGAAGUAACAGCCAGUACUCAGGCAUUCCAGAAGCCCUGGGAAGGAAAGCCUACUCGAAUGCUGAUGCUGCAACUAACUGAUGGGAUACAUCAAAUUCAGGGCAUGGAGUAUCAACCAGUACCUGUCCUCCACAGUAAACUUCCUCCUGGAACAAAAAUCACUGUACAGGGUAAUAUUGUGUAUCGUCUUGGAGUUGUCCUGCUAAAACCAGAAAAUGUGAAAGUGUUGGGGGGUGAAGUGGAUGCUUUUCUGGAGGAGUAUUCUCAGGAAAGAGUCCUUGCUAGAUUAAUUGGAGAAACUGAAAACCCCAAUUCUGUUGGACAAGCUGGUCACACCCAAAUUGUUUCAAGGGCUGUGGAUGAAUUAGAACAAACGUUAGGCCCUUCGGAUGAAGAACUUUUAGCCAGUCUUGAUGAAAAUAAUGAAUUUACUUUAAACAAUGAAAUACAUUUAGAAAGCGGAUACUGCAGUAGAAGCAACCAUUUUAGUACAGCCUCAGGCUCACUGACUGCACACAAUGGAAAUGUUUUGCUACAAGAACGUAUAAGUCCUCUGCCUCAUUCAGUUGAACAAGUUUCACCUCCAACAGAGAAUGUUGAUGGCUUUUCAAAUGACUUUCCUUUAGAAGAUGGCUUGCCUCUGGAAGAAGAGAUACAAAGAGAGCUGGAAGAAGUGCCACCAGUGGUCAUUAACAGAAACUUAAGUUUAAUUACUGAGAGACUUCCGCAUACAUCUAGCAACCCUUGCUAUUCAUCUUUAAAUGGCACUUGUGAAAAAGAUAAUGUGAAUGAAAGAGAUAAGCCUAGAGGAGCUACAGGUAGGCAAAAGACUUUUGAAAGAGCAGUAUUUGACAGAGAUGGAAAUAGUGUGAAUAGCUUUUCACAGCACAAGAGUGUACGUCAGACUUGCAGCUCUGCAGAUUUUUCUUUGAAAAAUCCUCCUGAAGAAAGACAGAAUGAUACAGAACUAGAUACGAGCAGUUGUGAAUCCCAGCACACUUCUAACAGCAGGCUGUUUAAUGAUGAUCCUGUAUUUUUCUCAAAAACUGAUCCAGAAGCAGAUCAGCAGAAGCAUGAUUCACAAACCUUUCCUUGCAGAGCAGUACAGGCACAUUUAGAUUUAGAUUCUCCACCUUUCACAUACAUUUCCCUUCUGCUUGCAAAAAGACCAGAAACUGUUACAAUUCUGAAAGUUAAGUGUUUUAUUGUUACUCUUACUGGAAACCUCACCAGCAGCAAUGGGUCCUGGGGUAUAAAGGCAAAAAUUUCUGAUGGCUCAGCUUAUCUUGAAGUAGAUUUUGCUGAUGAUAUUUUAACAAGUUUGAUUGGUUUUUCAGUGCCUGAAAUGAAUAGGCUGAAAAAGGAUCCAGCUCUACUUCUGAAGCUUAGGAAUGGUUUAGAGAAAUGUCAAAAACAACUGAUAGAUCUCUGUUGUUUGAUGAUGAUAGAAUUUAAUCCACUUCAGUCUAAAGCCACUGUAUUAAUUCUCCAGGAUGCUGAUGCAAGGCAUCUAGAGCAGUUAAAGAAACGUUUGAAUAAGUAA